UCCCAGCAGGUCUUCACUCUCCGCUCAGAGCCGACGACCAGCCGACCCUCAGCCAUGACCUCCUUCUCCAGCCACAGCGGCCUCAUGUCCUCCUCCUCCUCCCGCCGUGUCGGCAGCAUGGGGGCCGGCAGCGUGUACGGGGGAGCCGGAGGGACCGGGAUCCGGGUCUCCAGGGCCUCCUCCUCCUUCUCCUCCUCCUCCUCCUCUGCGGCCGGUGCUGGCGGAGCCUUCAACCUGUCCGACGCCGUCGACAUCUCCGACAACAAGAAGGUGGCCAUGCGGAACCUCAACGACCGCCUGGCGUCCUACCUGGACAAGGUGCGCAGCCUGGAGAAGGCCAACGCCGACCUGGAGCUCAAGAUCAGGCAGUUCAUGGAGAGCAGGCUCAAACCUGCGUCCCACGACUGGACCGCGUACCACGUCCGCAUCAAAGACCUGCAGGACCAGAUCAACGCCGCAACUCGUGGGAACGCCAGCCUCUUCCUCUCCAUCGACAACGCCCGGCUGGCCAGCGACGACUUCAGGCUCAAGUUUGAGAACGAGCUGGCCAUGCGCCAGUCGGUGGAGGCCGACAUCGCCGGGCUGAGGAGAGUCCUGGACGAGCUGACUCUGAACCGGACCGACCUGGAGAUGCAGAUCGAGGGGCUGAAGGAGGAACUCAUCUUCCUCAAGAAGAACCACGAGGAGGAUCUGCUGGGCAUGCGGGCCCAGGUGGGGGGCCAGGUGAACGUGGAGGUGGACGCCGCUCCCCAGCAGGACCUGUCCGCCGUCAUGGCCGGGAUCAGAGAGCACUACGAGACCAUGGCCAACAAGAGCCGCCAAGAGCUGGAGUCCUGGUUCCAGACCAAGUCGGCCGAGCUGAACAAAGAGGUGGCUGUGAGCACCGAGACCCUGCAGACGUCCAAGACCGAGAUCUCCGAGGUCAAACGGACUCUCCAGUCUUUGCAGAUCCAACUACAGUCUGAGAACAGCAUGAAAGGAGCUGUAGAGGCGACUCUGGCUGAGACCAAGAGCCGCUACGCCAACAUGCUGGCAGGUUACCAGAGGCAGGUGGGGGGGCUGGAGGAGCAGCUGUCCCACCUCAGGGCAGACCUGGAGAGCAGUAGGGCCAUGUACGCCGAGCUGCUGGACAUCAAGACCAGACUGGAGAUGGAGAUCACCGAGUACAGGAGGCUGCUGGACGGGGAGAGCGCCACCAAGACCUCCUCCAGCACCAAGACCUCCUCCAGCACCACGACAACAAAGGUGAUAGUCAUCACAGAGGAAGUGGACGAACAUGGAAACGUGACCAAAAGCAGUUAGAUGCCAAUGAAACCAGAAUCAGAUGCUGGACCAUGUUAACAGGGUCUGUCUCCGGUCCUUUAAUAAAGACCAACCUGACGUGG
This is a messenger RNA of Etheostoma spectabile (orangethroat darter), 1385 nucleotides long. RefSeq names its product keratin, type I cytoskeletal 13. Gene Ontology annotation, molecular function: structural molecule activity. The coding region runs from base 55 to 1302 and encodes 415 amino acids. Gene Ontology annotation, cellular component: cytoskeleton. Lineage: Eukaryota; Metazoa; Chordata; Actinopteri; Perciformes; Percidae. The transcript has 7 exons. The record is from RefSeq and is a predicted model, not a curated record.